GAUACUCUCAGCGAUCUAUGCUAGCCCCAAUCCAUGCAAUAGAGAAGUUUUGUGGACUAAUUUGGAGUCGAUGGCAGAUAAUAUGCAAGAUCCAUGGCUAGUUGCUAGGGACUUCAAUGAUAUCGCAUCCCUUACUGAAAAGAGAAGCUUCGCAACCAAUUUUCAUCAUGGUAGAUCCCAAAAAAAUUUCGAUAGCUUGAGUAAAUGUAACCUUAUGGAUUUAGGCUAUUCGGGGCCUCACCUUACGUGGUCCAAUGGUAGACUAGGCUGGGCUAACACUCUUGAGCGUUUGGAUAAAGCUGUUUACAGCACUGAUUUGAGGGAAACAUUUCUUGAAGAAGCUAUGAGAAACCUACCAAGGACCCAUUCUGACCAUUCUCCUAUGGUCAUCUACACUCAAGGUGCUGAUGAUAUACCUCUGCCAAGACCGUAGCUUGGGGGGACUUAGAGCCAAUAGUUUCCUUUUGUUAUUUUGUAACUAUGUUUGUACGAGCCUAGGGCUUUAUUUGUAUUGAGUUUCAAACUCACUUUUAUUGUAACCAAGCAUCAUCUUGGAAAGUUGUAGCCAAUAGGGCAUUACUAUAUCUGUUUAACUUUUAUUUCAUAUUAUUAACUUAUGGCACAUGUAAUAGAUUCAGGGUUAUUGCUUUUGAAUGUAUAAAUGCAUGUGUUA
This is a messenger RNA of Camellia sinensis, 673 nucleotides long. The record is from RefSeq and is a predicted model, not a curated record. Lineage: Eukaryota; Viridiplantae; Streptophyta; Magnoliopsida; Ericales; Theaceae.